Molecule: messenger RNA, 4031 nt
Organism: Tripterygium wilfordii
Lineage: Eukaryota; Viridiplantae; Streptophyta; Magnoliopsida; Celastrales; Celastraceae
Product: ATPase family AAA domain-containing protein At1g05910-like
Exons: 11
Coding region: 217-3837 (1206 amino acids)
Biological process (GO): positive regulation of transcription by RNA polymerase II
Cellular component (GO): nucleus
Molecular function (GO): ATP binding; ATP hydrolysis activity; chromatin binding
Source: RefSeq, a predicted model, not a curated record
UUGGGUCAAGAAAGUAACAAGCACGAAGCUGGGCGACUUCUUCUGCUGUGCGCUGCCGGUGCCCUAGAGAGGAACAUCCGUGGAACGGUGGUGGUAACUGGAAGAUGAUUGCGGAAGAUUUCAGAGACUGAUCAGGUUGGAAACUUGCAUUAGUUGACCAUUGAGGGUGUUGUUAAGGUAAUGGGAGAGCAUAAUUGUUGAAGCUAGUGUGUGCCUAUGUAUUCAAAACGGACUGGGCAAAUGGAUGAGCCUGGUUCUGGGCCCAUACGCACAAGUGAUCGGCUUAGGAGAAGGCCAAAAGUGUAUGGUCGUACAUACUUAUAUAACUAUUAUUCUCCAAAAAUUAUUCGUCCUAGGAAAACCAAAACUAAGACAAGGACAGCAGCUUCUCGGAUUGCACAGUUAUUGCGUCCAGGGAAUCGGCCAGUGCGGAGCUCAAAUGCUAAUAAUUCAGCUUCAACCAACCUUCGGCGUUCCACCAGAAAGAGGAGGAUUAACACUAAUCUUGAAGAUUACACUGAUAGUUCUGGAUCAGAUGACGAAGACCUAAUGAGACCCACACACCGACAUAUGCGGAACCGGUUGGGGAAUAAUACAAGCCAAGAUGAGUUAUUGUCUCCCAAGCGUAAAAAAAUUGUGGAGACUAGACCAACACCUCGGCGUGAAGGGCUACGACCACGUCGCUCAACAACAGUUGCUAGGGUAAGAUUGAAUUUGGAAUCUGGGGAUGAACAAGAUAUUUUAGAAGAGAAGGUUGGUCAUGAUGAAACUGAAAAUGGAAACGAUGAUAUCGAUGAAAACGAUGUGGAUGAUGACCAGAAUGAGAUUGAUGGUGAGGCAGAAGAUGAUGAUGAGGAUGAGGAAGAUGAUGAAGACAUUGAAGAAGAGCAGGAUGGUAGGAGGCGAUAUGAUCUCCGGAAUCGUGCGGAGGUUCGUAGUCUCUCGGCAGAAGAAGGCAAGCAAAGGCCACGAUCUCCUCGACAAGUGUUGCAGCAGGGAAUAGGGACCAAGGUGAGCGGUUCAGUAAGAAAGGGUGGAUCACGGGUCCAUAAGCGUCAUCGUUUUUCAAGAGUUGAAGAAUCUGAUGACUCCCUUCUCGUGGAUGAGCUAGACCGGGGCCCUGCAAUUCCCUGGGGCCGAGGUGGCAGCAGACCAGGACCACCGUGGCUCUUUGGUGGGCUAGAUAUGCAUGGGACAACUGCAUUGGGCUUAAAUGUUGCUGCCUCUGGAUGGGGUCAUCAGGGUGAUACUCUUGGUACAUUAACUUCUGGGGUUCAAACUGCUGGGCCUAGCUCAAAGGGAGGAGCUGAUAUUCAACCUUUACAGGUUGACGAGACUGUAAGUUUUGAUGACAUAGGUGGGCUCUCAGAAUAUAUUGACGCUUUGAAGGAAAUGGUUUUCUUCCCCUUAUUAUAUCCUGAUUUUUUUGAGAGUUAUCACAUCACCCCACCAAGGGGAGUGUUGUUAUGUGGUCCUCCAGGUACUGGUAAAACUUUGAUUGCCAGAGCAUUAGCGUGUGCUGCUUCAAAGGCUGGCCAAAAAGUCAGCUUUUACAUGCGUAAGGGUGCUGAUGUUCUAAGCAAAUGGGUUGGUGAGGCUGAAAGACAAUUGAAACUGCUUUUCGAGGAAGCACAAAGGAAUCAGCCGUCCAUCAUAUUCUUUGAUGAAAUAGAUGGUCUUGCUCCUGUGCGAUCUAGCAAACAAGAACAGAUUCAUAAUUCCAUUGUGUCCACUUUGCUUGCCUUGAUGGAUGGUCUUGAUUCGCGUGGGCAAGUUGUCUUGAUUGGAGCAACCAAUCGGAUUGAUGCCAUCGAUGGAGCCUUACGUCGUCCUGGUCGAUUUGAUCGUGAAUUCAAUUUUCCUUUACCAGGUUGCAAGGCCCGUGCUGAGAUAUUGGACAUUCACACUCGCAAAUGGAAGCAGCCUCCUACUGGAGAACUGAAAUUGGAACUUGCAGCUAGUUGUGUUGGAUAUUGUGGUGCUGAUUUGAAGGCUUUGUGCACUGAAGCUGCUAUUCGUGCUUUCCGUGAAAAAUAUCCUCAAGUUUACACAAGUGACGACAAGUUUCUGAUAGAUGUUGAUUCAGUUAAGGUUGAUAAAUAUCACUUCAUAGAAGCCAUGUCUACAAUCACUCCUGCUGCUCACAGGGGCUCCAUUGUACACUCCAGACCAUUGUCAUUAGUAGUUGCACCAUGUCUUCAGCGACAUCUCCGAAAAGCCAUGAACUAUAUAUCUGAUAUCUUUCCUCCACUGUCAUCUGAGCUGACAAAGCUUUCCAUGUUGUCGUAUGGGUCUGCAGUUCCUCUUGUGUACAGGCCUCGGCUUUUGCUGUGCGGAAGUGAAGGCUGUGGGCUGGAUCAUCUUGGACCUGCAAUUUUACAUCAACUGGAAAAAUUUCCUGUCUACUCACUUGGACUGCCAUCACUUCUUUCUGAUCCAAGUGCAAAGACACCUGAGGAGGCGUUAGUGCACAUAUUUGGUGAAGCAAGGAGGACAACUCCGUCAAUACUUUACAUUUCUCAAUUCAACCUUUGGUGGGAUAAUGCAGAUGAGCAGCUCAGGGCUGUUCUACGGACUUUGCUCGAAGAAUUGCCAUCUGACUUGCCCAUAUUAUUUAUUGGAACAUCCUUAGUUCCACUUGCUGAAAUUGAAGGGGCACCAUUUUCAGUGUUUACACUCCAAUCUGUAUGUCAGGUUGAUGACCCAUCGAUAGAAGAUAGAUCAUUGUUUUUCGAUCGUUUAAUUGAAGCUGCUUUGUCUGUUUCUUUGGAGAGUGUGACCAAAAGAUCCCAGGAUGUGCAAUCCCCACAUGAACUUCCCAAGGCUCCAAAAGUGGCAAGUGGCCCCAAGGCCUCAGAGUUAAAAACCAAGGUGGAAGCUGAGCAGCACGCUCUUCGUCGAUUGCGGAUGUGCCUCAGAGAUAUUUGCAACCGGAUAUUGUAUGAUAAACGGUUUAGCGCCUUUCAUUAUCCAGUCACUGAUGAGGAUGCUCCCAACUAUCGCUCAAUAAUCCAGAAUCCUAUGGACAUGGCCACUCUGUUGCAGCAUGUUGACUCUGGCCAGUACAUUACAAGUACAGCAUUCCUGCAAGAUCUCGAUCUCAUUGUGACCAAUGCAAAGGUUUAUAAUGGAGAUGAUUAUAACGGUGCCAGGAUAGUUAGUAGAGCUUACGAGCUUCGUGAUGCUGUGCAUGGUAUGCUUUCACAAAUGGAUCCUACACUAGUUGCCUAUUGUGACAAAAUAGCUGCCCAAGGGGGUCCAGCGCAUAUUCCCGAUGAUAUAGGGGGGUAUAUUUUUCCAUCAACUCCAGUUGCACAGUUGGGAGCUGUUACUAGAGCGAGUGCCCGACUUCGUAAUGUCCCACCUGAGGUUAAUCUGAACCAAAGUUAUGAGGCUCUGAAAAGACCAAAGAAGAAUGCUGAUGUUGUCCAUGCAGCAGCUUCGAGUGCGGAAGCCAAAUCACAAUAUCAAGAUUCAACGCAACCAAUGCAAACUGAAGAAGUUGAGAUAAAUGAGAAAAUUCUUGAAAGGCCCGAACCCUCCUUUGUUGAGGGUAGCCCACGCGAAACUCCUGGAGAGGAGGCUACUGCUGAUGCUGGUGAGAGUAGAUCUGAAGAUGUUGCGAUGUCAGACGGUGAGAUUUCAAGUCAAGUGGAGUCUGUCAAGCAGCUGUUUGUGAAAUGCACUGAAAACUACUGUAUUCCUCAGCUUGAAAGGCUCUAUACUCGUAUUAUGAAGGGUGUUUUUGUAGCUAAAGGAGUAGAAGACAAUACCAAGCACUCAAUUUUGAGGUUUUUAUUCAAAUUUGCUGAAGACGAGGCAAACUUUUCAUGCUGAUACCUUUUUUCCCCUGAGAAAAAAAUUGAAAAAAAGAAGGUAGUUUAGUUGAUGUAAAUUCGGGAUUUUUCUUUCUAUGCAAAAUUGAGUGAGCAAUUUCUGUCCAGCCUAUGUGUACAAUUCAAAGCAUAUGUAUACAUAACAUAGGCUCAUCAAGCUGGCAUGUCUUAACAUGGAUUUAGCUUGUACAUCAA